Messenger RNA from Metarhizium brunneum ARSEF 3297, 942 nucleotides. RefSeq lists its product as uncharacterized. The record is from RefSeq and is a predicted model, not a curated record. Lineage: Eukaryota; Fungi; Ascomycota; Sordariomycetes; Hypocreales; Clavicipitaceae.
AUGACUAUCGCACCGUCGACCGCACCCUUCGCCGCGGAGCAUCAACUAUCGCGGGAUCUAGACGACGGCUCAUCCCGCCGCCCCGUGCUGCCGUCUCACCCCGACGUCUCUCUCCACGACAGAGGCCAGCUCCGGGACCAUCUGACGAGCGAGUUCUGCUCCGACGACCUAGACCGCGUCGCCGACAAGCUAUGGUGGAUGUCCAAGCAAGACAGCCGGAACAUCUCCCCCCUGCAUCGACAGCUGGUGAAGCGUCGCAGGAUUGUCAUCACCGAAGACCCAAAGCUCCACCUCGUCUGGAUCAACGACCGCAUCUUCAUCAAGCCGCUGCCCAGAUACCUGACCUCGCACGCCUUCUGGACAGACUACCUGGCGGACAAGGACGUGCAGCGCAUCCGCCGAGCCGCGCUGGGAUAUCUACGCACGUACAGCCAUCUCGUGCGGCACGAGUCCGACUUUCGCAUCGCCCAGGACGCCGCCUUGUGCCUCGUCUCGCGGGACGUCACCUGGGAGCAGUUUUGCGCAUUCGCCUCGCGGCUGCGUCGUAUCCCCGACCGCGACGUCUCGCCUCGCUAUGCCUACGGCGAGAUCCGACUGACGCGGCUCAACUUUUACGCGCCGUUCCUCCUGGGCAAGUCGCAUUUUCAGCGCGUUGACUACCAGUACGGGGACUACUUUGCCAGGUUCUUCACGCCGGUGGUGUUUGUGUUUGCCAUAGUGUCCGUGAUCCUGAGUGCGCUGCAAGUCGUCGUGUCGGUUGGGGACAAUGCGUCGAGUGUUUCGGCACGCAUGGCGCUGUUGGGUAGCGUGGCUGCGAUUCUGGUGGCGUCUUGUCUGCUCGUCACUCUGGGCUGUCUGCUCGUGUAUAAAAUUGCAAAGGAGUGGCGGUAUGCGCUCCGCGAUCGUUAUCGUCGGGUAAAAGGAGGAGGCGAGCAGGUUUGA